Messenger RNA from Phytophthora sojae, 564 nucleotides. RefSeq lists its product as hypothetical. Bases 1 to 564 code for a protein of 187 amino acids. The record is from RefSeq and is a predicted model, not a curated record. Lineage: Eukaryota; Oomycota; Peronosporomycetes; Peronosporales; Peronosporaceae. The transcript is spliced from 2 exons.
AUGGGUACUACCACUGACACUGAUGGAGCUGUAGAAGUCUACACGAAGCCAACCAUAGAGGCAGAUCUCGCUAUUAUUUCAGCCCCCGAGACGUUGAGUCGCGUGUUCUCGGACAAAGAGCGACAACGGUUCAUUGAUCGAGCAGCGCAGCUACUUUUCACCUCCGAAUUUGUCACACCACUCGCGCUGUAUACGAAAUUUGUUGUCCCAUUCAUUUUUGCCGCAUGCACAGCUAUCCUGUUCCACUUGCCGAACCACGACUAUGAUGAUGCCGUUCUCAAGGAAAACAUAAGCUGCGUGGCAAUGUUGGGCGUCUCCGAGCUUUUGGUGCUUUUGGUGUGUAGCGCUAUACUCCAGCGAAGACUCGACAUUCCCAUGCUACACAUGGUCUCCUUUGGGCUUGCCUACGGGGGGAGGAUGGUGCAAACGAACCUGUUCCUUGCCAUAUUCUACCCCAUCCAAAACUCACAAUGGUACGCGGCUAGCAUAGAAUUCAUCACUUGUACAGUACACUACACUAAAACGUGCCUUUUGCUAACCUCUUCUGCACCAUUAAGGGGCUGA